This is a messenger RNA of Vanderwaltozyma polyspora DSM 70294, 1254 nucleotides long. RefSeq lists its product as uncharacterized. The transcript has a single exon. NCBI's taxonomy places the organism in Eukaryota, Fungi, Ascomycota, Saccharomycetes, Saccharomycetales, Saccharomycetaceae. The coding region runs from base 1 to 1254 and encodes 417 amino acids. Gene Ontology annotation, cellular component: cytoplasm. Gene Ontology annotation, biological process: response to oxidative stress. The record is from RefSeq and is a predicted model, not a curated record.
AUGUUUCAUUUAGGUGGGAAAGGUUCUAAAAAGAACAAGAUCAAAUUUAUUCCAAUUGAAGAAGUUAAUAGCAAGGAUCCAGAAAGUAAAAGUAAUUAUGCUACUAUUGAUGAUAUAAGACCGUUGGAAUGGUAUGUUCAUCCAGAUUCUUUGCAACAUCUUGAUAACUCUACCCAUUCUUCAAUCAUCGGUGCCAUUAAGCCAAAUAUGCAGUCAAGAGUAGAGACCCAAACUUUAUAUUUUACUGAUUUGAAAUCAGGCAGAUCUGGUUUUGUUCAGUUGGUUUAUUCUAGUGUCAUUAAUGGUUUAUACAAAGGUUUCCAAUUAAACUUUAAAAUUUUUGGUUCCGAAAAGAAAUCUAGUAAAGAUAUCUGGGAAACUUAUAAAUUAGACAAUUUGAUGUCAUUUAGACCAUUGAGAGUCGAAUUUGAUGACGUCCUAUUCGAAUUUGUAAGAAGCGAUAAAAAGAAUGAAUCUGGCGGUGACGUUAUUGCUCAGUUAAACAUUAAAGUCGAUAUCAGACCCAAACCAUCCGAGAAUCAAGGCCGUUUAAAGAUUGAUUUGAAGGCUGACUUAUACCAAGGAUACAUGAUCAAUCCAAAUGGUUGCUCUUACUAUUUAGAUAAAGCAGUUUCCUCAGUUAGUCAGGUCGAAAAAGGUGGCGAUCAAGACAUUUCUAGUAAGAUGUUGAGACAUUUGUUUAUUCCAAGAGGUCGUUGUAGCGGUACCAUCUCUUAUACAGAUAGUAAAGGUGAGAAUGACAUCAAGUUAACUUUAUCAGAUGUUCCUAUCAGCUAUAUUGACGCUGUUCAGGGGUUGUUACCAAACAAGGCUGCUAAAUCUUGGAAUUUCUUAUGUUAUCAAAGUGAAAACUAUUCCAUCCUAUGUAUGGAAUAUACUACAACUGAAGAAUAUGGUAAUGAUACUGUAACAAUAUAUUCCAUCACCAAUAAAGAAAAGAUUACAAAACUGAUAUCAUGUGUUAAUAAAUGCAAAGUUGUAUAUGACAAAACCAUCGAAGAUAAAGAUAAUGGCUGGAGUUAUCCAACAUCCAUUGCAUUCCCAAUGGACUUUAGUGAACCUGAAUUGAAUUUGGUUAACAGAUAUGAUAUCAUGGAGGAAUUACCACUUAUUGUCAAGAAAAUUGCACAGAAUAUCGCAAAUGUAAAGCCAUAUAUUUAUCAAUAUUGCCAAAAAUCUUCAUUUGAAAAUGAAGAAGGUAUAUCCAUUAUUGAAAGUACAUUUAUCAGUUAG